UGAUAUUGCCAAACAGUAGAACGUCGAACAUUUGUUCACGUUACAUUAUAACGUACGAAAUAUCUUAUAAAAAACAUCGAUAACUGGCUGCCGUUGGUUAGGCAAAUUUUAACAAAAUGUUGUUUUUUAUGUUGCUGAUUGCUGCAAUGCCGAUAUUUAUCGCGAAUCAAGAACCACCUCUCCCACUACCUCUUCCAAUACCUUUGGGUCAGACCAGUCCAAUGUUACGUGCAAUUCAAUGGGGAGUCCAUGCUGAUGAUCAAUUCAAUGAAGAGGAAAGUGAAAUUGCAUCCCGUCUAAUGAGUUACCAACCUACACUACUCGAAGAAUGCAUGGGAAACUGCCCUCUAGCAGCUGCUUACGAUCCUGUUUGUGGUACAGACGGAGUUACUUAUGGUAAUUCAGGAAUACUAUCGUGCGCACAAUCUUGUGGGAAGGAUUUAACAAUGAAACAUCCUGGAAUGUGUCAAGAAAGUGCAACAGAAUAAUAUAUGGUUUUCAUUGAAAUGCAAUUUGUCAUAACAAAUGUUUUAAUAAAAAUUGACAAAUGUAAGAAAAAUAAACAUAUUAAACAGUC
Messenger RNA from Cyphomyrmex costatus, 577 nucleotides. RefSeq lists its product as uncharacterized. Lineage: Eukaryota; Metazoa; Arthropoda; Insecta; Hymenoptera; Formicidae. The record is from RefSeq and is a predicted model, not a curated record. Gene Ontology annotation, molecular function: protein binding; serine-type endopeptidase inhibitor activity. Bases 117 to 488 code for a protein of 123 amino acids. The transcript has 5 exons.